AUGGGGUCCGCUUUGAUAGGCGACCCCCUGCGGAUCCACAUAUCGACCCCGCCGGCCAUCACCGGCUACCUGAAUACUAGAUUGUUUACUGUUUUUGGCGUUGCCCUUUGUUUAAAAGAGCUGAAUAACUUUGUCAUGAAAACACUGCUCCUCCUCGUCGUUCUAUGCACCCCGGCUUUUGGGUUGUUAAAAGAAGUCCCAUCCGAGAAAUGGCCUUCGUGGAAGCAGAAAUUCGAAGCACGCCGAGCUGAAUUCCAGGAGGAGGUCCAGCAGGAGCUUUCAGGGCUAAAACAGCAAUUCGCCGACAAACAGGCCGAAUUCGAGGUCGAGCGCCAGAAGCUCCGCGACACCGUCGAUAGGUUGUACAACGAGGCUGAGAAGAAGUUCCAAGCCAAGGUCAGCGAAUGGGAGCAGAACCCGGGAAAGGGGAAGGCGAAGCCAGCCGGUUUUGCUAUUGAGAUUGCCGGCGACCAAUCGAUGGACGAGGUGAUCAGAACAAAAUACGAGGGCAACAAGGACUCUUUGGAAGGCCGUCUCAACUCCGAGCUCGACAAGCUGUACCCUGGCUUCCAAGAGACCGCCGAAGCCUACGCGGCCCAGCAAGCCGAGGUCCUCGCCGCGCGCAAGGAGAAGUUCGACGAGUUCAAGGCCAAGGCCGCCGAGUCGCUCAACGAGACCAAGCAGAGCUUCGAAGAAUUCGCACAACAAGCCAACGAGAAGCUGAAGGCCGACUGGGAGACGAAGAAGGCCGAGCACGCCGCGAAGAAGGAGCACGCGAAGGAGGUGAUGGGCAACGUCAAGGAGACGAUCAAGAACGGCACGCACAUGAUCCUCGACAAGAUCAAGGCCCAGAAGGAGGCCAAAGCUGCCGCGAAUCUGCAAAUGGCCCAAUGGAUCUCUGACCGGAUGAAGAACAAAACGGCCGAGUGGAAGGCGAAGCACCCGCUCGCCGCCGCGCGCAGCAUUUCGGACGUGACCAACUUCUUGAACCAAGCUUCUGGAGCUUCGGGCUGGCAGACGGCUUCCACUAUUUAUAUGAUCAUCUGCUUCUUGGUCACUAUUGGCCUGCUGGUGCUCAUCUUCAGACAGCUGAAGGCCCGGGCGCCGUAUGAGCGUCUUGAUGGCGGAAAUGUUCAUGCUCCCAACCCGCUGGCGCAGCAGGGGUACAACCCAAACUUUGGCAACAGCAACACGUUCGUCCCGACACAUCUGGGCGCGCGGAAAGAUCAGCUUUUC
Molecule: messenger RNA, 1236 nt
Organism: Mesorhabditis spiculigera
Lineage: Eukaryota; Metazoa; Nematoda; Chromadorea; Rhabditida; Rhabditidae
Source: the annotation of a GenBank genome assembly